Cyprinodon variegatus (sheepshead minnow) is the source of this 4046-nucleotide messenger RNA. RefSeq names its product potassium voltage-gated channel subfamily A member 1-like. The record is from RefSeq and is a predicted model, not a curated record. Bases 810 to 2285 code for a protein of 491 amino acids. Gene Ontology annotation, biological process: potassium ion transmembrane transport; protein homooligomerization. The transcript is spliced from 2 exons. Gene Ontology annotation, cellular component: dendrite; voltage-gated potassium channel complex; synapse. Lineage: Eukaryota; Metazoa; Chordata; Actinopteri; Cyprinodontiformes; Cyprinodontidae. Gene Ontology annotation, molecular function: protein binding; delayed rectifier potassium channel activity.
CAUGCCUGACAUUGCUGAGAAACCAUGCGGACGUCGAUGCCGCACCUGUAUGUUUAUCGUCUUUAACCUCUAAUUGUUUUUUUUUUUUUAUCGUGUUCACCGUCCUGCGCCGGAGAGCAUCCUGCCCGUCAUCUCGUCUUGGGGCAGAUUUCUGCUGAUGCAGGGAUGUCUGGGAAUGCCAAGGGCUCGCUUAUUGCCCCUUAAUGCAUCUCUCCGAACUGCAGCGCAACAUCUUCUCCUGCGGUUUGCUCAUAUGCUGUUUGCUCUGCUCACCGCCGUGCCGCUGCCAAAGCACUUAGGGGCUUUGCAGCAUAGCAGUUCCCUCUUUUCGCUCCUUUUUCAACCUCUCCUCUUUAGAUUACACAGAUUUCCCUUUCGGCAUGUCUUGUUUUGGAGUACAGAUUAGAUGAUGCCUACUCCAAGGUUCUAGGCUGGUGCAACUUAAAAGUUUCACACAUUACCGACCUCUGCUGCUCCGCUGUUGGAUGAUUCUACUCAAAGCUUUUCAAGACCUCUCAGGAUCAAACCACGAAGCAGCAGCAGCGACUGCUUCACAUGCACUGGGGAGCAGCAAUGGUCAAGUCAGCGAGAGCCGCAGUGGAGCCGCACUGAGGCAAAGCAGCCAACCGACAUCUCCCCCCUCCUCGCAACUGGGGACGCCUCCAAUGAUCUGUGGGGUGUGGGAAGCUGAGGAGUGGAAAAAUUUCUCACAACCGUGAAUGCCUGGUCAGUCAGACUAACCGACACCCCUGCACAAUUCUUGCUCCCCCUAUUGCUCCCCUGCAUCCUCUACUUCUUCCCCCCUGAAAAUGACCGUUGUGGCGGGGGACAACAUGGACGAGACCUCUGCCGUCCCAGGACACCCUCAGGACACCUACCCCCCGGACCACAAUGACCAUGAAUGCUGUGAGAGAGUGGUGAUCAACAUAGCCGGCCUGCGGUUUGAGACGCAGUUGAAAACUCUCUCACAGUUCCCUGAAACUUUGCUGGGUAACCCCAAAAAGCGGAUGCGUUACUUUGACCCCCUGAGAAAUGAAUACUUUUUUGACAGGAACAGGCCCAGCUUUGAUGCAAUCUUGUACUACUACCAGUCAGGGGGCAGGCUAAGAAGGCCGGUAAAUGUGCCCUUGGAUAUGUUCUCAGAAGAAAUCAAAUUUUAUGAGCUGGGAGUGGAUGCGAUGGAGAGGUUCCGUGAGGACGAGGGGUUCAUCAGAGAAGAAGAGCGUCCGCUGCCUGAGAAGGAGUUCCAGCGUCAGAUCUGGCUUCUUUUUGAGCACCCAGAAAGCUCAGGCACCGCAAGAGGGAUCGCCAUUGUGUCUGUGAUGGUGAUCCUCAUUUCCAUUGUCAUAUUUUGUUUGGAGACUCUACCACAGCUAAAAGAUGACCCAAAUGGUCGAUUUGAGACAUUCGGGAACACUACAAUCCGCGUCAAAGCAAACAUUCUUACUGAUCCUUUCUUUGUCAUUGAGACUCUCUGUAUAAUCUGGUUCUCCUUUGAGUUGAUAGUACGCUUCCUGGCAUGCCCCAGCAAACCAGCCUUCUUCAAGAACAUGAUGAACACAAUUGACAUUGUCGCCAUUAUCCCUUAUUUCAUUACUCUUGGAACCGAGCUGGCAGAAGACCCGGAAGCGGAGGGAGUGGGGGAGCAAGCAACGUCUCUAGCCAUACUCAGGGUGAUCCGUCUGGUCAGGGUGUUUCGGAUUUUUAAGCUCUCAAGACACUCCAAAGGACUUCAGAUCCUGGGGCAGACCCUCAAGGCUAGCAUGCGAGAGUUGGGUUUGCUGAUAUUUUUCCUGUUCAUCGGAGUCAUCCUUUUCUCCAGCGCUGUCUUCUUCGCCGAAGCCGAUGAGCCAGAAUCUCACUUCGGCAGCAUCCCGGACGCCUUCUGGUGGGCUGUUGUGUCCAUGACAACUGUGGGUUAUGGAGACAUGGUCCCAAUCACAAUUGGGGGCAAGAUUGUUGGAUCUCUGUGCGCAAUCGCUGGAGUCUUAACAAUUGCCCUCCCAGUGCCUGUCAUUGUGUCCAACUUCAACUACUUCUACCACAGAGAGACGGAGGGAGAGGAACAGGCCCAGCUCCUCAAUGUCAGCAACCCCAACAUCCCGUCUGAAACCAACUCCAGCCGCCGUAGCUCCUCCACCGUCAGCAAGUCAGAGUACAUGGAGAUUGAUGGAGACAUCAACAAUAGCAUUGACAACUUUAGGGAGGCAAACCUUAGAACUGGAAAUUGCACUAUUGCCACUCAGAACUGUGUAAACAAAAGCAAGCUGCUUACAGAUGUUUAGACAUCAGCUAGGAACUCUUUAUCAUUGGAUCUUAUGUGGAGUAGACCAUCUGAUAGGAAUGCUUCAUUUAGCUCCCAGAGCGCUCUGCUGGCAUUAGGCCUACACCUAUCCUCAGUUGGAAAAAAAAGAAACAAAGCUGUUACAGUAUAUACCAAUGUAGAUAGAAUAAUUAAUUUUACCAAUCUAAUAACUAGAAUGUUAGGAAGAAAUUGAUUAUUACACAUAUACACAGCUCCUUAAAGGACACAGAGCACACCCUGUCUUGUCAGAUGAUGGUGUGAUUACUAAAAAUCUUAUGCAUGCACUACAGAUAACUGAUCAGCAAGCUGCACAAUGCACCAGAAAUGACUGCAGACAUUCAAGCCUCUAAGCCAAGUGGUAUCCGCCAAGAAGGUAGAUGACCGCCAACCACCAACCCCCCACCCCCUUUUUUUCUCCAUCCCCUCUGCCCCUGCAAAGGAUCUGCUACUCGGCAAAGCACCUUAUCGUAGGAAGACUGCUCGUCUCUCUUGUUUUGGAUGUAAACAGAUGGUGAACUGCUUGCUUCGCGGACAUCUGCAAUGCUGCUGUUCUUGCAGCAGCUGCUGUAAUUGUGUUAUCACCAAGUGAUCCGAUGCCAUGCCCUUUAGAUGCAUCACAGCACAACUUGCAAAAGUGAGCUUCAUGCGAGCAUGAAUUUAGAGACUUUCCAUUUGAUACCGGCAUGCAUAAGGCAUAUGUCACAAAGUGUGAGGGGGGGUGAUAAUCUUUUGGAUCUCCGCCUCCAUGUCUCACUUCUCCCUAUGUUGCCAUACAGAGUGCACUGGAUGAGUUUUUGUUUUUUUCAAUUGAUAAUCAUUUAGAAGUAUAGAAACUGAAUGUUAACUCUUAAAGGAACAGUACAUAAAUGAGAUCAUAGCAUGAAAAAAGUAACUUGCAUUAUGGCCUAACCAUUAAGGUACCUUUGUAUCCUGGUAUAUUUAAUGUACGAAUGUAUACAGCAUGAUGUAUACAGCUUGUUGCAAUUCAUGUAUUCUGCAGUUCCCUGUCAUCAGGGAAACUACAAGAUUCAAAAAUCUGGGUCUUUCUGAAUUGUGAUCAAAUCUACAGAAAUAUACCAUUGAGGCUGUGGAGUUUCCCAUUUAAAAGUAGACAAAGAAAGUUACUAAAUAAUGUUGGUUAAUGCAUAUAAUCACAAUAAGCACCAGUUACAGUAUUAGUCAAUAGAACAGUGCAUGGAACUUUGAGAACAACAGCGAAAAAAGUUCAUAUAUUUUCAGUCAUACUUAUUUCUUUCUUCCACCAUUAAGUUUAGUAGAAGUUAGUCAACAGAAAAGAAUCAUGUUUCAUGGACGUAUUCGGAGAUUAGUUUCCAGUGCCUUUUAUCCCCACCAACAACAGGAUCAGUGAAAGUGCCUCAUGCAAAUGGUGUUUGGGUAGAUCCCGUCUAUGUCAGUGUUAAACACUGUUGGGGUUGAUUUUAGUGAUACCAGAUGAGUAAGGUUUUACACAGCAGGUGACUGUGGUACAUGCACAACCAAAUUUUCAUGCUGGCAUGCAUUUAAUGAUGCCAUUAAGCAGCAAUGGAUUGUUCUCUGCAUGUUUACCAUUUUUAUUUAAAAGAGUCAUACAUUCACUCCUGUUUUACUUCUUUGUGCACCGUGCAUCCUUUCAGGGUUUCUACCUCAGCGAGGUCAUUGCAAACUUGCGGAGCUGAAGGCUUCAAUGCAGGGCUUCCAAUACCUGUACCUACACAUGCAAAUAUCUACACAUGCAUGCAUU